Molecule: messenger RNA, 3434 nt
Organism: Amphibalanus amphitrite
Lineage: Eukaryota; Metazoa; Arthropoda; Thecostraca; Balanomorpha; Balanidae
Product: semaphorin-2A-like
Exons: 18
Coding region: 453-2627 (724 amino acids)
Biological process (GO): negative chemotaxis; negative regulation of axon extension involved in axon guidance; semaphorin-plexin signaling pathway
Molecular function (GO): chemorepellent activity; semaphorin receptor binding
Source: RefSeq, a predicted model, not a curated record
GUGAGGUGGUGCCACUCGGAGCUCCGCGCGCGGCGGCUGGUGCUCGAGUGGUGCCUGGCGGUGCAGUGGUUGGAAGGUGCUCAGGCCGGUCACAGCUCCCUGGGGCGCCCCUGGCAGAUCGACCGGAAGGGGUGGAGAGUGAUCAAGAGCUGCUCGCGUCCAGCUGAGUGGUCAGAUGUGCUCGAAAGCUGCGCGUGAUCUCUGGAAGUGCUAACCUCAGACUAAGACGCAUUCAGGACGGGCGGCGGUCAGAGUUAAUCUGCGAAGUGAUUCACUGUUCCCCGGCGGCCUGUUGACGGGUUCCGGCGCCAAUCUGCCGUGUCAGUGGAGCUGAGAGUCGGCGGUGAAGUACCUCUCGGAAGACUGAAGGAGUUCUGAACAGAGGCGGUCGCGCCCGCGCCCGCGCCCGCCCAGGGAAGGCGGCUGUGAAGGGGGCAGCCGCGCUGGCCGCCAUGGCGCGGGCCCGGCCGGCGCUGGUGCUGGUCAGGACUGCUGCGGUGCUGGUGCUGGUGACGGUGCUGCUGGCGCCGGUGAGGGCGUUCCAGCCGGAGGAGCAGCUCCAGUACGGCCACUACAGCCAUCGACUGCGGCAUCACAGAGAACAUGUCAAGGAGCUGACAUGCGGCAAGCUCUACUACCGGACGUUCCACAUGGACGAGCACAGGGACGUGCUCUACGUCGGCGCCAUGGACCGUGUGCUGAUGAUAGGACUCCCCGAUAUCAGCCAGACGGAUUGUGAUAAAAAUUCGUUGGUCCUGGAGGCAACAAGCAGCAACGACUGCAUGUCAAAAGGGAAAAAUCAGCACUACGACUGCCGUAACCACAUCCGGGUGAUCCAGCCGAUGGGAGACGGCAGUCGACUGUACGUGUGUGGCACCAACGCCCACAACCCCAAGGACCUCGUCAUCUACGCAAACCUGACCAGCCUGCCACGCACCGAGUUUGUGGCCGGCGUCGGUAACGGUAUCGCCAAGUGUCCGUUCGACCCGGACGACAAUUCGACGGCCGUGUGGGUGGAACACGGUAACCCGGGCGGCCUGGCCGGCCUCUACUCCGGCACAGUGGCAGAGUUCACCAAGGCCGACAACGUCAUCUUCCGCACUGACCUCUACGACACCGUCACAAAGCGGAAAAAGUACCUCUUCAAACGCACCAUCAAGUACGACAGCAAGUGGCUGGACAAGCCAAACUUUGUCGCAUCGUACGACAUCGGGGAAUACGUGUAUUUCUUCUUCCGGGAGACGGCGUUAGAGUACAUCAAUUGCGGAAAAGCCAUCUAUUCCAGGGUGGCUCGCGUUUGUAAGAAGGAUACUGGAGGUAAAAAUAUACUGACCCAGAACUGGGCCACGUAUGUGAAAGCUCGCCUGAACUGCUCCAUACCCGGCGAGUUUCCGUUCUACUUCAACGAAAUCCAGUCGGUGUACAAGGUGCCCGGUGACGACACGCGCUUCUACGCCGUCUUCACCACGUCCAUGACCGGCCUGAUGGGCUCGGCCAUCUGUACCUUCAGCCUCGCCGACAUACAGGAUGCGUUUGCCGGCAAGUUCAAGGAGCAGAAGACGUCCAGCUCGGCAUGGCUGCCGGUCAGCAACUCAGCCGUACCGGAGCCCCGGCCGGGACAGUGCGUCAACGACACACAGACAUUGCCAGAUAUGGUGCUGACCUUUAUCCAGUCGCACCCGCUGGUGGACCAGGCGGUGUCCCACCAGCGGAACCAGCCCGUGUUCUACCGACGGGAUCUCGUGUUCACCCACCUGGUGGUCGACAAGGUCACCUCGGGCACCUUCGGCAGCGACCGCGAGUACACCGUCUACUACGCCGGAUCCAACGACGGUCUGGUGUACAAGAUAGUCGAGUGGACCGCGGACGACCGGUCGGCGGUGCGCUCCGAGCUUCUGGACGUGUUCCACGUCACGGCGCCGGAGCCGGUCCGCAGGAUGGCCAUCUCUCGCAGGCACAAGUCUCUGUACGUAUCGUCGGACACGGGGCUGCGUCAGUUGCACCUGGAGAUGUGUAACGGCAGGGCGGACAGCUGCCUGCGCUGCGUCCGGGACCCCUACUGCGGCUGGGAGAAGGACUCCCGCACCUGUCGGCCCUACGUGCCAGGCCUGCUGCAGGACGUGACGGGCUCCCAGACGGGUAUCUGCGACAGCUCAGUACUCAGGAGGAAGGUGGCGGCCACCUGGGGUCAGGCGCUCCACCUGGGCUGUAACGUCAAACUGCCCGAGCAGAGGUCGCACCAGCCGAUCGACUGGUACCUCUGGAACAAGGAGCGCGGGCGGCACAGGCUGGAGCCGAGCCCCUCCAAGUACGUGCCAACGGUGGGCGGAGGAGUGGUGGUCCUGUCUGCUACUGAGCAGGACGCCGGCCGGUAUGAGGCGCGCCUCGGGGAGGACCUGCUCUGCGUGUACACAGUCACAGUGGACACCCACCGCUGUUCGGCGCCCGACAAGUCGCAGGAGUACCAGAAAGUCUACGCCGACUGGUGCAACCAGUUUGAAAAGUACAAAAGUGCCAUGAAAGCAUGGGAGAAUAAGCAAGCGCAAUGUCGGGGUCAGAACCGGGGCGUCAACCAGAACUCGCACUCAAACGACAUACAUCAGCAGCCGCCUCCGCCGCCAAUCUGAGUGCCUUGGCGUACCUCCGUGCGACUGUGUGACGUCAGACCUGUCAGCGUGAGAGCCAAUCAAAACAGCGCGGCCGAUAGAGUGCGCCAGUGACAGUACUGACUGGCUGGAGCCAUCUGACUCAGUGAUUGGUGAUGAAGUUGGCGGGCUCACGAGUGAGACUGCUGACAUGGGAGACACCCGGGACUCGCGAGAGCCCGGAUGCAGGUGGCGAUGGACGCAAAAGAUCGCCAAUACUCGGCGCUUCUCGCGCUCAGCUGUGAUGAUCAGUGCUACUUCAAGCUCGCUUUGUGGAUGAUGAUGGCAGCAGUCCGACCACAAUGACGACUAUAAGUGCGUGAGAUUUUGUUAUGCGUAUCGUACACAAUGCUUUUGCGCUGAAUGUGUGUCAGCGUGGGAGGCAUAAACUGCUUCGGAUGAUGAGUUGAUUGUACGCUGGAUAAUCAUGUCAUAUUCCGUUCGCCGUGAGAGUGAAGUGAGCUGUUGUGAAGGCCCGUCUGGUCACUGGUGUCUUCCAUGUUUGGGGCGUGUGUGCCGGGCUGACCCCGGCACGAGGAAGGCUCUAGAGCAGCAGCUGGCGUCAACCGGACGUUCUAUAACGGGUGCUGAAGAAUGGGUGGGUGACCACUGACCAGUGCCGCCGGGACCGCUGGGUCUGCCCCCAGGGGCCCGUACGCCACCCUCGGGUAGGUGGCAGCGACGAUCAUUUGACACGAUGCUCAGCUCAUGCGGGCAUCCUGUAUAUGAGCCGUAGAUGUGAGGUACUAUGUGCUGAAUUGACUUCAUAAUAACAAAUAUCAUCGAGUA